AUGAGAGACGCCUCUAACGGCGCGGCAUCUUCUGCCCCGCUGAUGCUAGCAUGGGAUGCUCAAUCUCAAAUUCAUCUUAUCAUUGGAGCCAACUCCUUGGCUGCUGCUCGCUGCGCAAAAAGUUUAGAAGUGGGCGCACGGCCAAUUAUCAUUGCCACCGAAACUGCCGACUUGCAUUUUUCUCUCGCCGAACAUAUCUCGACAGGCGCUGCGCAUUUGAUUUCUCGUGAUUUCGAGGACAGCGACUUGACAAGUCUUGGCCGGGAAGAAGUGGAUGGUGUGGUAGACAUGGUCUUCAUCACUCUGGGUGGCCAGCACGCACUAAGCCGACACAUCUCACAGAAAUGCCGUCGCUUAAGGAUUCCAGUCAAUGUAUCUGACGCCCCCGAUCUCUGUUCAUUCACGCUCCUCUCGACUUAUUCAGACGGACCGCUCCAUAUCGGAAUUACGACCUCCGGCAGAGGAUGCAAGCUUGCGUCGAGACUCCGGCGAGAGAUUGCCGCCUUCCUUCCUAAAAACCUGGGAUCUGCUAUCGAUCGGCUUGGCUCUGUACGAAGGAAACUCUGGGAGGAAGAUCAUGCCGCCGGGCUUAGUGAUGCUGCGCUCGAGGUGGACGACGACGAUACCACAGGCCAGAAGCAUACCUUUAAUAAUUUAGUCACUGAAGGGGACAUGGCAGCAGCAAAGACAAGGCGCAUUCGCUGGCUGUCACAAAUUUGCGAAUACUGGCCACUGCGGAAAUUAACCGCCAUCACCGAUGCCGACAUCAACGAAAUUCUUAAAGCCUACUCAUCCUCCAACCAUAUGAACGAAACAAACGGAGUGAACGGAGUAUCGAAAAAGGGCAAGAUCAUCCUUGCUGGCUCCGGACCAGGUCAUCCAGAUUUACUCACCCGGGCAACAUACAACGCGAUCCAAAACGCCGACAUCAUCCUCGCAGACAAGCUCGUCCCGUCGCCCGUCCUGGAUUUGAUUCCUCGCCGAACAGAGCUUCAUAUUGCGCGCAAGUUUCCUGGAAACGCUGACCAAGCUCAAGAAGAGCUUCUCCAAAUGGGGCUAGCCGCCCUACAGAAGGGACAGCAGGGGGAUCCGUAUCUCUAUGGGCGCGGCGCAGAGGAAUUCGAGUUCUUCCGCGCCCAAGGAUAUCCGCCGGUGGUUCUUCCCGGGAUCACUAGUGCAUUGAGUGCUUCGCUUUUCGCUGAUAUUCCAGCCACACACCGUGGUGUGUCUGACCAGGUUCUUAUCUGCACGGGAACUGGAAGGAAAGGUGCUGCUCCCGAGCCGCCGGCAUAUGUCCCCACCCAAACUGUUGUCUUCUUAAUGGCUCUUCAUCGGCUGUCUGCUCUAGUGGAGGUCUUGACUGAGUACGCACCCGAUGACUUGGAACGUACCCGGGCACUGUGGCCGAAGGAUACGCCCUGUGCUAUUGUUGAACGAGCGUCGUGCCCGGAUCAGAGAGUUAUCCGGUCAACAUUGAAGAAUGUUUGCCAGGCAUUUGAAGCAGCCGGGUCUCGGCCACCUGGACUUUUGGUGGUUGGAGCUAGUUGCCAUGUUCUUCACGGUCCAGGCGACUCGAAGUGGGCCAUUGAGGAGGGAUUCUCUGGGCUUGACGAACUGCACAGCGAGAUACAAGAUCUUGCACUUUCUCAAGAGAUUUAG
Molecule: messenger RNA, 1659 nt
Organism: Penicillium chermesinum
Lineage: Eukaryota; Fungi; Ascomycota; Eurotiomycetes; Eurotiales; Aspergillaceae
Product: putative siroheme synthase
Exons: 3
Coding region: 1-1659 (552 amino acids)
Biological process (GO): siroheme biosynthetic process; sulfate assimilation
Molecular function (GO): uroporphyrin-III C-methyltransferase activity
Source: RefSeq, a predicted model, not a curated record